Zychaea mexicana is the source of this 1464-nucleotide messenger RNA. RefSeq lists its product as uncharacterized. The coding region runs from base 115 to 1239 and encodes 374 amino acids. Gene Ontology annotation, cellular component: plasma membrane. The record is from RefSeq and is a predicted model, not a curated record. NCBI's taxonomy places the organism in Eukaryota, Fungi, Mucoromycota, Mucoromycetes, Mucorales, Lichtheimiaceae. The transcript is spliced from 2 exons.
CUCUCUUCUUCUUCUUCUUCUUCUUCUUCCUCCAUCUCCUCCUCCAUCUCCUCCUCCUCCUCCGCUCUCUCUCUCUCUUUCUCUUUCUCUCCCUGCUCUGUUUCUUUUUCUCCAAUGGAGUCUAAUUAUUCGGGGCACGCUCCCCUGGGACGGAACCUGGGUGACCUACGUCGCUAUGCCGACGACCCAUACCGUGCGGCUCGAAGAGGUGACAGUGGCACAGAUUUCGACGACAUUUUAUCACUCAGCCCCGGAUCCGACAUUGCUCAUUCUCGAUCAGCAUCCGAUAGCAGCACUCGAAAACUCACGGGCUCGCCCGCGCCGGUCCCGUUACGAGACUAUUACGAAGACGACCCUUACGCACGACAGGCAAACAAUGAAACGAAACGCAACAGCAAAGCAGGCUAUCUCGAGCGGAUAGCGGAGCGCGCAAACUCAUACCUCCCGUACUCACACCACCAACGAGACCCGAACGCACCGGUGGCACCCAUCUACAUUGAAGACACGACCUCGGUAGUAGCAGACAAAGAUCGGACAAUAUCACUGCAGCCGGAACUCAUGCUGGCAAACAACAACAACAAUAACAACAACAACAAUUCAGCAGAACGCGUUAUUGGCGGAACAGCCGCAGAAGCGGACCAAUUGGAGUUUUCGAGGAAAAAAAAGAAGCGGCGGCGUUGGUGUGGCAUGCGCAAGCGAAUCGUAGCGCUGCUGGUACUCCUGCUCUGCACAGUGGUGGCCCUCAUCUGGUAUUUUGUUUGGCCGCGUGUCCCGCAAUUGACCUUUCUGGAAGUCGAUGCGCCAGCGUAUGACUAUGUCAACAGCAACGGUACCCAGCAGGACUACUUUAAUGCCUCGUGGGUGCUCAAUAUGACCGCUGAUAAUACCGCUAAUUGGAUACCGACGCAUAUCCGGGACAUGGCCGUCACUGUCGUCUACCGUGACACCAGCGAGCCGUUUGGCCACGGCAAUUCGGGUAGUCUCCAGCUUUUCCCAAGAACACUUCAAAACGUCGAGAUUCCCAUCAGUAUCCGCUACACCGCCAACACGGAGGACCCCACCUACGUUGCCCUCUCCAAUGCAUGCGGCCCUCGUUCGUCCACCUCCGGCUUCAUUGUGCCAACCAACACCUUCAACAUCAAUUUCCUUGUGCAGAUAUCCAUCGAUGGAAUCGCUUGGUCAAACUCGCGAAACAUCUCUGUACCACCAGGCUUCUCAUGUCCCCUUCCCCACGAUUAAUUUCUUUCUCCCAACUUCUUGCAUGAUACCCCAAUCACACUCAUUUAUUUACUAUACAAAUCACUCACAGCACUGCACAUUUCUAUCCUAAUACACACAUAUAUAUACAUACUCCGCAUCACACUUGUUUCUUUGCACCCCCCCACCCCUUAUUUUGCGUCAUUGUACACUAAUUCCUCUCCAAUAAACUCUUCCAUCCAAUUUGCAUCCAUCACAGUAAUAAGC